Molecule: messenger RNA, 4444 nt
Organism: Cyclopterus lumpus (lumpfish)
Lineage: Eukaryota; Metazoa; Chordata; Actinopteri; Perciformes; Cyclopteridae
Gene: fermt2
Product: fermitin family member 2
Exons: 16
Coding region: 234-2288 (684 amino acids)
Biological process (GO): integrin-mediated signaling pathway; cell-matrix adhesion
Cellular component (GO): extrinsic component of cytoplasmic side of plasma membrane; focal adhesion
Molecular function (GO): integrin binding
Source: RefSeq, a predicted model, not a curated record
GACGUGAUAUGCUGCUGGAAAGAGGGAGGGAGGAAGAGAGACGGCUGGACUCCAUUAAGCCGAAGCCUGCAGGGGAACUGUUUGGGAUACUUCACUUCUCCAGCGAGUUCCUCGGGGAUUUCUUUCCGCCUUUUAUUGUCUGAAAAAGACGGUAUACAUGAUUUAAAGAGGGGGAACUUGUUCUGCACCGAGUAGCCGACAGUUUUAGUGUUUUCUUUUCGUCUUUGUGAAGGAUGGCGCUGGACGGGAUCCGGAUGCCCGAUGGCUGCUACGCCGACGGGACGUGGGAACUGAAGAUGCACGUCACCGACCUCAAAAGGGACGUGUCGCUGAGGGUAACUGGGGAGAUCCACAUCGGAGGAGUCAUGCUCAAACUCGUGGAGAAACUAGAUGUGAAGAAGGAUUGGUCCGACCAUGCUUUGUGGUGGGAGAAGAAGAAGACAUGGCUGUUGAAAACCCACUGGACGUUGGACAAGUACGGCAUCCAAGCCGACGCCAGGCUGCUUUUCACGCCGCAGCACAAGCUGCUGCGCCUCCAGCUGCCCAACAUGAAGCACAUGAAGGUCAAGGUUAACUUCUCGGACCGCGUCUUCAAGGCCGUAUCCGACAUCUGCAAAACUUUCAAUAUCCGCCAUCCAGAGGAGCUGUCUCUACUGCGUAAGCCCCGUGAUCCCAAGAAGAAGAAGAAAAAGUUGGAGGAGGCAGAGGAGGACGAUCUGGAGCUGGAGGGUCCGCUGUUAACCCCUGGAUCAGGGAGCAUCUACUCCAGUCCAGGCUUGUACAGUAAGACUAUGACCCCCACCUAUGACUCCAGAGACGGUAGCCCCCUGUCGCCCACCACUGCCUGGUUUGGGGACAGCCCCCUCUCUGAGGGCAACCCCAGCAUCCUCGCUGUCAGCCAGCCAAUCUCCUCUCCAGACAUCUUGGUCAAACUCUACAAGCCCCAGUCCCUGCUGGACAAAGCCAAAAUCAACCAGGGGUGGUUGGACUCAUCCAGGUCUCUGAUGGAGCAGGAUGUAAAGGAGAAUGAGGUGCUGCUGCUGAGGUUUAAAUACCACAGUUUCUUUGACCUCAACCCUAAGUAUGAUGCCAUCCGAGUGAACCAGCUCUAUGAACAGUCCAAGUGGGCCAUCCUGCUGGAGGAAAUUGAGUGCACGGAGGAGGAAAUGAUGAUGUUUGCUGCCCUGCAGUACCACAUCAACAAGCUGUCAAUCAUGUCUUCAGACCACCACAUGAAUAACAGUGAGAAAGAGGUGGAUGAGGUGGAUGCAGCCCUGUCAGACCUGGAAAUUACUUUGGAAGGAGGGAAGACGUCCAACACACUGGGUGACAUCACAUCUAUUCCUGAGCUAGCGGACUAUGUCAAAGUCUUUAAACCCAAGAAACUGACACUGAAGGGCUAUAAGCAGUACUGGUGCACAUUCAAGGAUAUCACAGUUUCCUGUUACAAGAGUAAAGAGGAGGCGCAUGGGACACCUGCUCUUCAAAUGAAUCUUAGAGGUUGUGAGGUAACUCCAGAUGUUAACAUCUCGGGUCAGAAAUUCAACAUCAAGUUGCUCAUCCCAGUGGCUGAUGGCAUGAAUGAGAUCUGGCUUCGGUGUGACAUGGAGAAACAGUACGCCCACUGGAUGGCUGCAUGUCGCCUGGCCUCCAAAGGGAAGACCAUGGCCGACAGCUCUUACAACCUGGAGGUCCAGAACAUUCUGUCCUUCCUUAAGAUGCAACACAUGAACCCUGACCCUCAGUUCAUUGAGCCAAUCACCACCGAUAUCAACCCAGAAUGCCUGGUGUCCCCGCGCUAUCUGAAGAAGUACAAAAACAAGCAGCCAGGCUCUAUCAGGGAUUUGAUUUCAGCCCGGAUCCUUGAAGCCCACCAGAAUGUGGCCCAGAUGAGUCUCAUCGAGGCCAAGGUGCGCUUCAUCCAGGCGUGGCAGUCCUUGCCUGAGUUUGGAAUGACUCAUUUCCUUGCCAAGUUUCAGGGUGGAAAGCGGGAAGAACUGAUCGGCAUCACUUAUAACCGUAUGAUCCGGAUGGAUGCGAGCACUGGAGAUGCUAUCAAGACCUGGCGCUUCAGCAACAUGAAACAGUGGAAUGUCAACUGGGAGAUCAAAAUGGUGACAGUGGAAUUUGCAGACGAGCCCAGUCUGUCUUUCAUCUGUGCCGAGGUGGACUGUAAGGUGGUCCACGAGUUCAUCGGCGGCUACAUCUUCCUGUCCACACGUGCCAAGGACCAGAACGAGUCUCUAGAUGAGGAGAUGUUCUAUAAGCUGACCAGCGGCUGGGUCUGAGCCACCCCCAACGAUAGUCGGUCGGGCACCAGGAGGGGAGAGGUUGGGGGUCAAACCACCGCGAACGGGGUUUAUUUUAUUCUACUAUAUCUCAGUCUCUUUAAUUGUUUGGAGCUGUGCCGAAGAGUCCAGAGCAGCUGGUUAAGCAGACGCCUAACACAAGCCUGAACCAGGAAGUUGUUCCUCUGUUCUCCUACGUCCACCCGCUUCCUCUCCUACUGGACUGAUGACCAUCAACUAACGUCCAUGACAACCUUUUUAAACCAAUCAAACACCAGAUUUAAUCCCAAAGAGUCCCCCCCCCCCAUCCCCCCUUGCUCUUUCUCUCACUGCCUUUGUUUCUCCUCUAGAACUGGACUAAAGGAGCUGACAUCAAACUGUCAUUAAAACAUCAUAGUGCCACUGAUACUUCCAGUUAUAUUGAAUUAUUUAUCCUAAAAAACGGACUUCAUCAAAGAGUCUGAUCAAAUUGCUAUCUUUGAACAGCAGAGGCCACUGAUUGCAGCACUACACAUCCAUCCUAUCUACUCUAUGAAGGGUUCAAUCUCUUUGAAGUCACAUGUAAGCACUUCUACAGUAUACAGUCCUGUUAAUGAAUAAGCUGUUUCCUUUUGCUUUUGAUGUCCGUUGUCUUUGUCUCAGAGCGAUUGUCUCCUCUGUGUCGAGUCUCUCUCGUGACUUCUCAUUGUAUUAGCUGACAGGUGUGACAUUGAGAGUCUGAGUUGUGUUUUGUAUUAAAUAGGCUGCGUAUAGUGAGCAUGUCUGGAAAACACUACAGUUCAAGGCACUGGGAUGAGUGUCAUGUGGGUUUGAAAAUAUUUCAAGUCAUCUCAUUAAGUCAUUAGCUCUAGUGUUCAGUGUAUCUAAUGUUUCUUUAAAAACAAGGCUUAAUAAGUACUUUUGUGGUUGGCAUGUUGAACUAAGGUAGAUAGCUAAUGUUCAUGUGUAUUUAAAAUAUCUCACAUCGUUGUUUUAAAAAAAUAUUUGAAGACUCAACAUGAAGCUAUAUGACUUUUCAAGAUGUCAAUUAUUUCCCGACUUUGAGGAAAAAUGCGUUUCAUCUUCUGACCUGGCAUUCAAAAAGAAUGUGUCAAAAUGCAUUAACAACUUGCAAAACAUGUCUGUUUAUGGCGGCUGUUCUGACCACAGCUAUAAGUAUUUUUUUUUUUUUUUUUAAAACGGCAUAUUAACAAUCGCCUCCAAAGAUGAAAACCCCUGACUUCUCAUUGCUAAAUGCAUGUACACUGCGCAAUAGGAAGAAUCAUUGCUCCCUUGUACCAUCUUUUAACGUUAUUGCAAUUCUGUCUCUCGCACCAUAUAGUAUUAUCAUUUUUAUCAUUACACACCAGCAAAAGGUCAGAGUUUGAAGAAUGAAUAUGCAAUGUUUUAGUUUUUUUGUCACUCUGUCCUCAGUAUGAAGGAUCAGUAAAUGAAGUAUUAUUUUUUGUAACUAAUGUAAAAACACAAACGUUUUAUAGAAUUGUACAGUUUUUUUCUGUUUUUGGGGGGGGGGGGAGUUGGAGGUUUUCCUUUCAGAAAAGAGGGGAGAAGCCAUCUCUUAACAAGUGUAUUAUUCAGAAUUGUGCCUGCUUAUGUUGUGUCCUUACUGAGUUUUCAGAUGAAGAGAGAUAUGAAUAUAUAUGAAGAUAACACUAGUCUCAAACUCCAGGUUUGAAUAAGAUAUUUGUCGAGUACAUAUUAUAAUUGUUUUUUAAAGAUACAAAUACCUAUGUCUUUUCAAUGUGCUCUUUGUUCUUGCAUUUCCACUUUAUUUUAUUGAUUUUCUGAUUUCUCUUCUGUCCAUUUGUGGCCCUGAGUUGUGUUUUUAGCUCAUUCUUUAGACUGACCGUAAUACUUAAUUUUUGCUGCAAAUUUGAUUUGCUCUGCGCCUUUUUAAUAUACUUCACUUAUUUGUCUGGUUGUGUCACAACUGAAGUGUGCCAUUUAAUAAUGUCCAUAUGAAGGAGACCCACAUUGUUUAGACCCUGGAGUUUGAGACAAAUCAGCAUAAGUGAACAGAAAACCAAGCCUAGUUUUUAUUUUCUCUGAUGUUGUUUUUGUUUGCCUCCAGUGUCGGGAGCAGCGGUGCAUGUCCUGCUGCUCUGUUUUCUGACUAAAAAAUGCAUUUAUUUUAAAAAAUAAAGUAAUUUUUAUUU